GUGAAUAAACCCUCAGUAUCCCGUGGAGAGUCAGAGAAGUCAGGUUUCUGCUGCAGUUGUUUUAGUCUGUAAAGUCUGAGAAAUGUUUGCUUGUGGAGCAGCCAGUCUAGAGAAUAUCAUGACACCCAAAGGGUUCUUCAGGCAAACUCUACCACUGACCCCUGGAAGAAUCCCAAAAUUUACUAUUCCUCCCAAGUUAUCCAUGUCUCCUCAGCUGUGUCGCCAGAAAGAAAAUGAUGAGGACACACACAUGCUGAUAUCUCCAGAAAGCCCAGAAGAACCGUCUCCUGGACAUCGGCCUCCCACUGGUUCACCAUACGUUUCUGCCAAACUUCGUUUCACCCCUAAGAUGAAGCUGAAUCGCCUGCAGAAAUCUGCCACAGAGGAUCUCUCAGACCCUUCGACGUGUGCAGCCAUGUCUCUGGAGCAUGUUGGAAAGGUCACCACACCUUAUGGCUUCCGGACCUUGGCUGCCAGUCCCAGCGUCAGCCGGAGAGAGUCCUUAUUCCCUAAGCUGGGACGAUGCACAGAAAGGAGAGUGCCGUUGGAUUCUGUGGCUUCACCAACAUCUUCAAAUUCAACAUCCAAUUCCACAAGCAACAGAAACGGCUCUGCUAGAAAGCUGCAGGAUGGCCCAAAAGACUGUUGCUCCCCUCGGAAAUCCAAGAGAGAAGGUCUGGAGCUGCUCCUGAACAAACCAUUGACUGUCUUGAGGAGUCUUACUCCCAAAAGAAAGAACCUUAAACUAAAACUUAAGCUAUAGAAAGAGUUGUAACUGAUAUCAGCAUUAGUACAGCCUGCUGCCUUCUGCGUUUUGACAAAGAAAACUAAUUUUAAGUGUCAAAAAUAAAAGUAUUUUAAUUCCA
Messenger RNA from Sinocyclocheilus rhinocerous, 866 nucleotides. RefSeq lists its product as uncharacterized. Bases 83 to 763 code for a protein of 226 amino acids. Lineage: Eukaryota; Metazoa; Chordata; Actinopteri; Cypriniformes; Cyprinidae. The record is from RefSeq and is a predicted model, not a curated record. The transcript has 2 exons.